UUGGGCUGGUGGUUUCUGGGUGGUAGUAGCAAUGUAUAAAGUUAAUGUUUAGCUUCUGAACGGCGACUUAUGGGACGUUUACAAACUACUUUUAAACAUCGGUGGUGAACAGGAAGUACUUGCACAGGUGUAACAGGGAGGAUUUCUAAAGCCUGCAAUCUGAGCGUGUUCUGAGGUUUUGUUAUCCCGCUGCAAGGUUUUCUUUAUCACUGCAAAGUCUGAUUAAUGCUUGCAAAAUGUACUGCAAAGCUCUGUUUGUUAGACGGCAGAGUUUGCCAAAUGUUUCCUUAUCUGGAAAAAGUAUAUAUUUUUGCAAGGGGUUUUCAAGGCAGUUUCUGAGGGAUGUUUAACAGUAAACUUAGGAAGUUCUUUGUGUUGUGAUAAGGCUCUGAUUCGCUCUUUUAGUUGUGUUCUCUAAAGAAAAGCAUUGCUAAUCUCAAUAUUUACAAGGAGUAGCAAGUGCUAACACAAAAUUCUGAUUUAAAUGAGCUCCUGGCAAAAUUGAUGCUUGUUAGUUUUACUUUCUGUUGUUUUCAGUUCCAUGACAAUGGUCUAGGCAAAGAUCUUGCCUCCUGUUAAAGAGAAAUUUACAAAAAACCAAACUUAUUUUCAAAAGUAAUACGUGAUUUAUCUGCCGUUGUCAUAAGAAUUCCAAAUAGACAGACUCGUUGUACGUAGGAGUUAAUUAUAGUCUGAAAAAAACAAAGUUUUUGUUUUGUUUUACGUUUUAGAGGCUUUUAAAACGGGCUCUUUGGACAAUUUGUUUACGUUCAUGAUGACUGUUGAUCAACCAUGAAAGUGAUUUAUUUAUAUUUGUUCAUAAAUCAAACUCAUUGGUUGUUCUGUGCAUUUUUUCUUACAGGGUAAAAAACAUGCAACCAAGAACAGCCCUUUCCUUUUCCCUAUGAAUUAAAAGAAAAAUCUUUUCAUAAAUGUCUGUAGAUUGUAUAUAGUUCAUGAAACUUGACACUAAUAGUCAAUCCAUUGAUGUUAUUAUUUUCUCUAAAAGAUAAAAAAAGUAGUUUUUAAAAAGAUAGCUAUUUUAAUGGAGGAGGGGCACGUUUUCCACCUAGUUUAUUCUUUUCCUUUAAAAAAAAGAAAAGAAAAAUCACAAAGCUCCUAUGAGUUUGGUAUGUGCUGUGAUUUGUGAUCUUUUAUAUUAUUUAGUGUCAAAGAAAUGUUUAUUUUAAACUAUGUGGUAUCAAGAAAUACAGUUUUGGAAUCAUGUGGUUUAGAAGUUUGUUUUUGCAAGACAAAGGGUUAAAAAAAUGAAAAUUCUUAUCUAUUUUAAGGUGAUGUACACUUUUCAAAGUCAAAAUCAGAGUUAUUGUCCCUGCUGGAACUGUUUGGAACUCACACACCUGCCAUGCUGGAGAGGACACUGCUUUCCCCUACAGUUUUCCAAAAAUAUGUUUAAAAUCUAUAAAGUGGUAGAUGAAGCUAUCCUACAAAGAUGUUUAGUUUCUAAAAUACUUAGCAUAUCUUGUUAUGUGACACCUUUAACUCUAAGGUGUUUCUUAAUUAUAGACCCCAAAGACAGCCUCCAGCAAGGUAGCUUAUAUUUUGCAUCUGGAAGUAUUUUGAACAGUGUGCUAGAUGUGCUGGGGCCUCAGAGAUUGUCAGCCUCGCCUCCUGGUGCUCAUGAGGUCUUGGAUUAAGGGAGGAAGUGUGCUAAUUUAAUUUAUGUCUCUUUGGAGAGCCAGCCAGAAAUCAGUGAUGCCACAUAUGUAGUGUUAGUAUAUUAUUAUUAAUUUUGUGCAGAUGUAAUGAUUUUAGAAAAUUUUGCAUUACGGUAUACGCGCAUAAUAGGAACAGGAAGAGGAUGCAACCUGUUCUACCAUAGAUAAAAUCUUCAAAGAUUUGCUUUGAGGUGCAUUGAUAUGAAAUAUGGAGUCAUCUUUGAUAACUUCACCUGGGAAAUAGUCUUCUUUCUUACUAAAAAACCAUAAGGAAAACAAACGACCAAAGGAAUCAUACCAAAUGCCGACUCUGCAUCUUUUUGUAUCAUCUAUUUUUUUAAACCAUCAAGACAAAUGGCUUCUUUAAAGACAAUGAUUUGUUCAUUAUUUUUAGCAGUUUUUUAAAAAAUCUUUUUCAUCUUAAACUAUGCAACUCUUCUGUAGAAUUUAACACAUUUAAAAAUCUUUAAGGCCUUGAUUAAAUUAGCUUUCAGAACCUCAGUGUUUAUGUAGCCUUUUUUUGCAUGACAAAAUCUUCAAAAAUUUACAGCGUCAGGAAAGAUAUGAACUUGGAAACUUACAUUAUUAUAAUAGACUGCUGUGAAUUUAAGUGGACGAUUGAAGACAUCAUCCGUUUUAUCAUCAGAAAUAUCACAUAAGCAUAUAAUUCUUUGCUUUAAUGCAAACAAAGUUGCUUGAAAAUGGCCUGGGUAAAAUUCUUACGGAAACCUGGUGGCAAUCUUGGAAAAGUGUAUCAGCCUGGGAGCAUGCUGUCCCUAGCCCCUACCAAAGGCUUGUUAAAUGAACCGGGACAGAACAGCUGCUUUCUUAACAGUGCUGUACAGGUUUUAUGGCAGUUGGAUAUAUUCCGACGAAGCUUGCGGGUCCUGACUGGACACGUUUGUCAGGGAGAUGCCUGCAUAUUUUGUGCAUUGAAGACAACAUUUGCACAGUUUCAGCACAGUCGAGAAAAAGCGCUUCCCUCGGAUAACAUAAGGCAUGCACUUGCAGAAAGCUUCAAAGAUGAGCAGCGAUUUCAGCUUGGCCUUAUGGAUGACGCUGCAGAGUGCUUUGAAAAUAUAUUGGAGAAGAUUCAUUUUCACAUAGUGCCAAGCAGAGAUGCAGACAUGUGUACCUCUAAAUCGUGUAUCACUCACCAGAAGUUUGCCAUGACUCUGUAUGAACAGUGUGUGUGUCGUAGCUGUGGAGCAUCAUCAGAUCCUCUCCCUUUUACAGAAUUUGUGCGGUACAUUUCUACAACAGCCCUAUGCAAUGAAGUUGAAAGAAUGAUAGAAAGGCAUGAACGCCUUAAGCCUGAAAUGUUUGCAGAAUUGCUGCAAGCAGCAAAUACAACUGAUGACUAUCGGAAAUGUCCUAGUAACUGUGGCCAAAAAAUAAAAAUUCGCCGUGUUUUAAUGAAUUGCCCGGAGAUUGUUACAAUUGGUUUAGUCUGGGAUUCUGAGCAUUCUGACUUGACCGAAGAUGUUGUUCGGAAUCUAGCGACACAUCUUUAUCUUCCUGGGCUUUUUUAUAGGGUUACGGAUGAAAAUGCCAAAAGUAGUGAGCUCCACCUUGUUGGUAUGAUCUGCUACGCCAGCCGACAUUACUGUGCCUUUGCUUUUCAUACCAAGAGUUCCAAGUGGGUAUUUUUUGAUGAUGCAAAUGUGAAAGAGGUUGGAACUAGAUGGAAAGAUGUGGUCUCCAAGUGCAUCCGAUGUCACUUCCAGCCACUGCUUUUGUUUUAUGCAAACCCAGAUGGCACAGCAGUUUCUACCGAAGAUGCGCUCAGGCAGGUCAUCAACUGGCCACAUAAAUCCAUUGCAGAAAAUAUGGGAUGUGAAAAGCCCUCGAUCUAUAAGUCAGAUAAUUCAAAAGAAAAUGAAUUUGGUGAUCAGGCAAAACAGAGAGAAAAUCAAAAAGUUCACACAGAUAAUAUUUCAUCAUUUACUCGGAGCCACAUGCAAACAAGUGGUGGUAGAGGACCAGUUAAGUUAAGUCACAGUGAUCAAAGGGAAAAAAUGAAAGACAUUUCCAGAGAAUGUGCUCUAAAAGCUAUUGAACAGAAAAACUUACUUUCCUCACAACGGAAAGAUUUGGAGAGGGGACAAAGGAAAGAUUUGGGCCGACAAAGAGAUUUGGUUGAUGAAGACCUUCCACAUUUCAAGUCUGGAUCGCCUCCUGCCUCAAAUGGCUUUAGACAAUAUGGGAGUCCACAUCUACAUCACAGUCAAGGCAGAGGACCCUGGAAACACGACCGAGUUGCCCAUCAGAGUCGAGAUUCUGCACAAGUAUUAGGUUCAAGUAAAUCCCAGAGUCUUGCUCCAGGAGAGAAGAUCACUGGCAAAGUGAAGAGCGACAGUGGCACUGGGUAUGACACAGACAGCAGCCAAGACUCUAGAGAUAAAGGGAGCCCCUGUAAUGGCGGUGGUAGAAGCCGGAACCGAGGGUGGAAACCUAUGAGGGAAACGUUAAAUGUUGAUAGUAUUUUUAAUGAGAGUGAAAAAAGGCAGCACAGUCCUAGACGUAAAUCAAAUAUCAGUGGCAAACCUAAAUGUAGCAAAGAUCAGAGUUUUAACAAUUGGCCGAAAGAGAAUCCGAAGCAAAAAAGUUUAAUGACCAUUUAUGAAGAUGAAAUAAAGCAGGAAACAGGAAGCAGAAGUUCCCUUGAAUCCAAUGGAAAAGGAACAGAGAAAAAUAAAGGCUUCAAAGAGACUAAAGCUCAUGGUGACAACUGGCAGAUACAAAGGACUGAGUCUGGGUAUGAAAGCAGUGAUCACAUCAGUAAUGGAUCUGCCAAUUUGGACUCACCUGUUAUCGAAGGAAAUGGUACAAUAAUGGAUGUCAGUGGUGUUAAAGAAACAGUAUUCUUCAGUGACCAGAUUAUGACAAGCAACCUAAAUAUAGAACGUGUGAACUGUAACUCCCAACAGAGCAAAAACUACUUAGAAGGCUUUAAAAAGGAACUUAAAAACUGGGAAGUUGGCUGUAAAUCUCAUGAGUUCCAGACAGAAUCACAUCUACAAAUAAAAAAUCCUUUCAUAAAAAGAUCACAUAUAAGUGAAACCAAUGGGAAGUUAUUCCCUUCCUCCAGUCCACCCGUACUCAAGGACCAUGCAGCAAGAGAGCAUAUCCGCCAACCAGAUGAACAGAAACAUGAAAAAUCAAGUGAAUGCAAAUUUUCUGAACGGCUUAAUAUAGAAAAUUCUGAGAGAACAGGUUUACUUUUUCACAUUGAUGAUAAUUCUGCUUCUGGAAAGAGAAUGAACAGUAAUGAAGUAGUCUCACCAUCUUCAUUGUGGUCCUCACACAUGAGAACUGUUGGGUUAAAGCCGGAAACUGCUCCCCUCAUCCAGCAGCAAACUAUGAUGGAACAAUGUUACUCUGAGAACUCUUUAUCGAAGGAACAUAUAAUUCAGUCAACCUGCAGAUCUGAUGGUUGUCAGAUGCCAAAAUUUGUUAGCCAGAAUCCACCGCCCCCUUUGCCACCGAAGAAAUAUGCUGUAACCAGUGUGCCACAGUCAGAGAAAAAUGAUUCUAUGCCUGAUGGCAAACUUACAGAGAUGUUUAAAGCAAGUUCUUCUAGUCUUCCGAAGCACAGUUUAAGUACAGCUUCGGAACCAGGUUCAGAAGUGAGUACAUACAUGAAUGAUGAAAGACUUAAGGAAACAUUUCAAGUAAAAGAACAUGUUGGCAACACACCAAACGACUUGUCCAGCUCUUCGACUAGUGAUUUUCAGGCAGACUUGGGUACAGUUGUUGAUGCAUUUUGCCAAGCAGAGAUAGACUCUCGUUCUACCUGUCCAAAUGAGACAGUUUCAUUAACUACCUAUUUUUCGGUUGAUAGCUGCAUGACUGAUACAUAUAGGUUGAAAUACCAUCAGAGGCCCAAGCUCUGUUUUCCAGAAAGCAGUGGCUUUCAUAAUGAUAGUUUACCCUCUCAGAGUGCUAGAGGGCUAGGACCUGUGUUACGUAAUAGUCUUGGUUCAAACUGCCCUUCUGAGCAGAGAUAUAACCCUAGCAUACACUGUAAUAGGUAAGUGAUGAAACCGGCAAGCUUAUACUUCCCAGAGGCCGUUAAAAUAUAAUAGGGAUCAAUUGACCAAACCUGGUGAGAUAUGAAAUUAAAACCAUGGCAUUUUUAAAGUCACUAAUGACUUUAACUUUCUCUAUUUUUUAUUUUGUGAUGAUUGACUUUUGGAUAUUUUAGAAAUUCCCUUUGAAUAGUUUUGGCAUGCCUUGAAAAACAGAAACUCAGGGGAAUGCAAAAAGUCAUUGACCGUAUGCUGCCAUUGAAUAAAAAUGUCCUUUUCUUUAUUUUGUGGCUGGUAGACCUCUAAGUAUUAAACUAACCAGGACUCACGUAUGCAGACUGGUAAACUCUGCUAACGGAAGAGACCAGGUGAUACAGAGUUUGUGUAGUGAAGGCGAGAUUUGCUUUACGAGAAGCACUUUCCACUGGGCAGCCGAGAGGGCUUCGCCAUGUGCUGUGACUUCUGUGAUAGUCUACUGCGUGUGAUCCCUUUACGUGUCUUACAAAAUAUCAGCCCAUGAAGUUAAUAGCGUUUGGGAAAAAAAGAAAGCCUUAAUGAUAAAGCAGUUUUUAAAUUAAAUGCUGAAGGUCAGAACAGAAGAAACUUAAUUUUGCUCCUAGAACUGCUGUCUUCAGAAUGCCUCGCUAACAAAUUAGGCCUUGGACUUGUAUGUAUUCAUAAACAUUACUUCAGCCAUGUAAGCUAAAAAUAAUUAAAAUACUUAACUUUAGUAUAUUUAUCUUCUUACAUUUUUUCAAAUUUUAUAUGAAAUGUGAAAGGUUUUUAUUUUGGUUUGGUUUACUUUGGGCUAAUGACCAGCGUUAGGAAUUAACCCAGGGCCCUCUUAUUGGGAAUCUCACUGUAGCCACCUAAAUUUUCCCUGCUGUCAUGUUACCUGUUUAUAGUUUGUCAGCCCAUUUUAGUGAUUUUCAGAUUGUUGAAUCUGAAAAUUUUGUGGGUUUUCAGAUUAAAUUUCUGCCUCUCAUAUAAAGGGUUUAUUUAAUUGUAAUGAAAUGUAUUAAUUUGAAUGUCCCUCCCCCCCCUUUUUUUUUUUUUUACUCUAAACAGAUAAUUUACCCUAACUACUUUCAUGGAGAAGGCUUUAUUUUUAAAAAUAAAGGAAUUUUCCAUUAUUAUGAUGACCUUACAAGUGAAAAUAAGUUACUUUAAUUGCCUUAUUUCAUUAGUUGUCAUUUGAUUUUGUACUAAGCUGGUAAACAAAUUAUGGUUUUAGAUAGUUUUCAUAUUGUCCACUCCAAAGAAUUGAGAAUUAUAGAAUUAAAAUUUUCCUUACAUUCACCAAUGGAUAAACUUUAUAAUGCUAUAAACUAAUUAGUAAAUUUAAUAUUUUGACCAAUUCCUUAAAUUGUUAAAAUAUUCCAAAAUGUAAAUUAUUAAAAAUGAACACUUCUAGAUAAAUAGAAAAUAAUUGCGUGUAAAAGUCUAACCUCACCGUUACCAAAUCUUUAUCAAAUUUUGUCUUCCACCUAGAGAAGUUUUUAAUAGCCUUUUCUGACUAUAAUAGUAGGUGAUUAUUACUUUAUCUCUUAAUUUAGAAGUACUUGAAUACCAACUAAAUAAAAUUUUAUCUUUUAAGAAAGUUAUUUUUAACAACUUUUAGUAUGGAGGAUUUGUAAAAUAUUGUAAAGUUUGUAAAAUUGUAUUUGAAAUGUCAAUGUAUUUAUUGCUUUUAUAACAUUGUAAAAUACUAGAAAAACAGGCUUCAAGUAUUUUUUAAUACCUUUCAAAAACUUUGUGUAAGUUUUUUUUAAUAGAAAUUUUGGUCAAGAUGUUCAGUUGAAAUGUGUUAUUUGAAACAUUUGAACUAAUUUCUGGUAUUUAACAGCAAUCUCAUAGAUUUGUAUUUUCAACUCACAAUUGAGUUGCAAACAUCAAAUAGAAAUGUCCAAUUUUGGCUCUUUUUAAAGUACUGUCCAGUUGAAACCUCCUGAACCCUGUAGGAGGGCUAACAACCUAGAAACUGACCAUUUGUUUUUAUGUUGAUUCAACACUCCAAAUAUAGAUUGAAUACAUAUUUACUAAUUAUUCACAUGUAAAGUUUUUAUUUCUAGGGUGCCUAUUUAUUUUUAUAGAUGUUUUCUUCUGGUUAUAAGCUUAUGAUAUAACUUUUAAAAUAAUGCAACCAACAACUGUUGUAAUGUUCAAAAUACUUACCUGUACAAUGUUGUAUUUUCACAUGAAAUCAGUUUUUUCUGGUUCAAAAUUUCUUUAGGAUAAACUGAUUUUUAAAUUUC
Molecule: messenger RNA, 7965 nt
Organism: Equus caballus (horse)
Lineage: Eukaryota; Metazoa; Chordata; Mammalia; Perissodactyla; Equidae
Source: RefSeq, a predicted model, not a curated record